AUAUCAAAAAUAAUAUCGUCCUGAUAUACAUCAAAAUGUCACUGGACCCACAAUAAUUAAAGUACUCCUAAAGGUUUUUUGCUACAAUAUGGUGGAUUUAGGCAGAGACAAAAGUGUAACUAACCUAUGCCAACUUUUAUAGUAGGAACCGAUCUUACAGCUUUCCGCAUUGACCUUAUAGAUGUGCUCAUCGGUUCUUUGGAAUAGCCUGCUGCACACAGUUGUUCACUCUGCUGCAACCAGUGUCCACCCUUUCUCUACUCAGGCUGUAGUUGAAUACUAAGAAAGCCAUGGCUGUCCAGCAGCAGAUCACCACUGUAACAACCACCCAGAGCUCAGGGCAAUGGAGCACAGGACUGUUUGACUGCUGCUCUGACAUGGGCACAUGUUGCUGUGCCACUUGGUGCUUCCCCUGUUUUCAGUGUCAGACGGCCUCCCACUACGGCUGGUGUGCCUGUAUGCCCCUGCUGGACCCAUGUGCCUUUAUGGCUGUCUCCUGCUGCAUGCGCUCCUCCAUGAGAGAACGCUAUGGCAUCCAGGGUUCGACCUGCGUGGACGUCGGGUUGGUGUGUUGCUGCUACGCUUGUGCCUGGUGCCAGAUGGCUCGUGAGGUUAAAACACGGACCACAUCAGGCAUGCAGCAGGUUCACAUGGUCACCCAACAGCUUCAUGUGGCUUAGGACCCAGAAAAGAGAGUGGUAAACUAGAUGGCCAAGCAAGAAGUGCAAUUUCACCAGAAAUGUUGAGCAAGUGCUUUGACUUUUAGUUCCUUAUCUUGCGUGACAGUUAACAUGGGGGCAUACUGUUUGCAUUUUAUAGUUUGAAAAAGAACACACUUCCGUAA
This is a messenger RNA of Oncorhynchus kisutch (coho salmon), 844 nucleotides long. RefSeq names its product cornifelin homolog A. The record is from RefSeq and is a predicted model, not a curated record. Bases 291 to 680 code for a protein of 129 amino acids. Lineage: Eukaryota; Metazoa; Chordata; Actinopteri; Salmoniformes; Salmonidae. The transcript is spliced from 4 exons.